Octopus sinensis (East Asian common octopus) is the source of this 1829-nucleotide messenger RNA. Its product is annotated as dual specificity protein phosphatase 14-like. The transcript is spliced from 2 exons. Gene Ontology annotation, molecular function: protein tyrosine/serine/threonine phosphatase activity. Gene Ontology annotation, biological process: protein dephosphorylation. Bases 464 to 1396 code for a protein of 310 amino acids. Gene Ontology annotation, cellular component: cytoplasm. The record is from RefSeq and is a predicted model, not a curated record. NCBI's taxonomy places the organism in Eukaryota, Metazoa, Mollusca, Cephalopoda, Octopoda, Octopodidae.
AUAGAGCAAGUAGACUAACCACUGAAAAGUCUUAAGCGGAUCUCUUAGGAGAGAGUAGAAGCUGUUGCACGAAACCUCUCACUUACUCUGGUUGCUAAGCACUGCAAACUAUAACUGUUUGGCUGGCAUCAUAAAAACGUAAAAUAAAAUCACAAGAAAAAUAUAUACUGCGCAUGCACUGAACAUAUUUUGACAACUGUAUGGACGAAUCAUUAAACCAGACGACAAAAUAAUCUAAUUUUACUGUUGAAUAUAUUGGGCCAUAAAUCAAGAGGAGAUUAUUUAUCUAUGUAGACGUUGCUGAUCAGUUGAACGCAAAGAACUGCCUAGACAGAAUUGAGAGCAACGGCCAUAAACAAAAAAACAUCGAAAGAGGGCUGAUCAAGGGAGGCAACUGUUAUAAGAAGCAUUUUUGGAGCGAGGUUUUUUCAAUUAUUUCUAUUCAAGAAUAAUAACAUUUACAAUGUCUGCAGAUAUGAACUUUAUAAGAAACCAUCAUCUGUUGCUAUCCCAGACGUCAUCGCCAUAUUUCAAGGAGCAACCACUAAUACCGAGCAUUGCUGACUAUACAUCACCGUUUUCAAAGGAUUACCGUUCAUCGGAGUUUUCCACGUUGUCCCCUCUUCCAUCUCCGUCACAACCACCCCCAAAACCAUCAUCAUCAACACGGUCAUCUAUAUCAUUUUCCCCGCAUUUAUCUACAUCAUCUGCUAGAGGAUGUGCAACUUCCACGUCAUCAACAGCAACAACAUAUUCGAGGUCCAAAACAGUUGAUAAAAAGUCGGAAGGAGAACCAAAGCAAAGUCGAUUUCUUCCAGUCAUAUCAAAAGAGAAAAGAGCCGAAAUGAAUAUUGUAAUAUUUAACCAAAUCGCUGAGAUCACACAGUAUUUGUAUCUUUGUGCUGCUGCAGCAGUGUCUCGAGAGAAGGUUCGCUCACUUCAAAUCACUCAUAUUAUAAACUGCACCCUCGAUGUUCCGAACUUCAAAGGUGAAAAUGUUGAGUGCGUUAAUAUUCAGGUAGAUGAUUCUUCUCGGGCACACCUCGGCAUUUACUUUGAUCGUUGUGCUGACAUGAUUCGUCAAGCCAGUUUGAAAAAUGGUAAAGUUCUGGUCCAUUGUGUGGCUGGAGUUAGUCGGUCGGCUAGUCUUUGUAUUGCCUAUUUAAUGAAGUACGAAAGGAUGAGCUUACUGCAAGCUUACAAAUUUGUGAAGAGGAAACGAUAUGUGAUUCAUCCGAACGUUGGAUUUUGGCAGCAACUGAUUGAGUAUGAAAAACGGAUUUUCGGUCGAGCAACUGUGAAAAUGGUUUAUUCUAACGUGGGUAUGGUUCCGGAGGUCUACAUUGAGGAGGAGAACGAAUUACUUCGACUUCAACAAAAUUCACGCCAUCGCUAAACCUACCAACAAGUCUUGUUUCCUUUUGACAUCUUUUAUAUAUAGCCUAUAUUUAUUAUCGACUGAGUAGACCGCUAGUUGCAUUUUCAUCUUUACUCGUUUUGAACAACAGUAAUAAUAUUAAUGAUAAAACAAAAACAACAACAAAAUAAAAAAAAAAGUAUACUAAGGAAAUAUAAAUAAAACUUUGGACGAAAAUAAUUCUCAAACAUCUAAAGAUAUCCACAAAAUAGAUUUCAGUCGAGCACCUAUGAAAACGGCUCAUUCUGGCUGGGGUAUUAUUCCAAAGGUCUAUUUUGAUGAAGAGAAAGAACUACUUCGACAUAACGAUUUUCAUGCCAUCGUUAAAAAACACCAAUAACUCCUAUAUAUUUAGUGUCUUUAUAUUUAUUAGCACUUGGCAGGUUACUUGCAAUAAAUUCAUUCUGAAUUA